AUGCUUGAAUCCAUUCCGCUGUUUUUGCUGGGUUUAGUUCUGGGUAUUGUAGCUCUUCCACUUGCAUUCUUGCUUUACAGGUGGCUGCAGGGUUUAACUACCGAGCAAGAGUACAAGCCCUUGGAGCAAGUUACCCCACACGCAGCCACUAUUCAUCCUUUGCAAUGCUCUGCAUGUCAGCAUCCAGCCAUUCAUAUCAAAUCUGAAGACCAGUGCUGUGCACGCAACCAUUCUGCCGAUCCCAACAAAUAUUUUUAUUCUGCUCAUCCAUAUCAACAUCGACAUGCUGACGAUCCAUCGUCACCCACUCCACCCAUAUCUGAAGACCCUAUUGUCACUGCCUUCCGUCAAUGCGUGUAUUCUGUGCUGCAUAUUCAAGCCUUCAACCCCGAAACCCUUCCAGCUUGGCCCUCAGCCUGGCCAGCCCUAUUUUCUACAGGGGCAAUUGAGGCUCUUGCUGUCCAGAUGCAAAAGCAGUCUUUACAGCAUCAACUCAUUCCAUCUCAGUCACACCCAAAUUGCUCGCAUACCCGAUCUCUCUCAAACGAUCAUGGAAAGGUAAAGGCAGGCAUCUCGCCAUCACGAACUCCAACUCUACUUACUUCCAUCUCUUCAUCCAUGGCAGCUUCUCACAACUAUGGCACUAUUUCGUCGUAUAAAACCACCCACAAUUCAUCAUCUGUUGCUUCUGUAUUAUUUGAAGAAAAUGUUGAAUCUUCACCUCAGACCCCAUUAAACUCGCCUAUUCAUAGUGAAAGUCCCAGUAAGCAUAUUCUUAUUGGAAAGCAUCGGUUAAAUUCUCUUUCGGUCGGUAUCCCCAAAUUGAGUUCUCAAAAACAUUCCAAUCGGAAAAUAUCUUCUGAUAAUCUAUCCAACCUGGCACCUUUGACAUCUGUAGCAGCCACACCUAUUCUCAAUGCCACGAGCAACCAGCUUACUUUCUGCAACGCUGCAACGGACACCAUCUCCAACCAGCCAAUCUCUCCUACAGCUUUAUCACCAACGCAUUUACCAUUAAAAGUUGUUCCUAUCCAGCCUUCCAGACGUAGAUUGGCUAUUGAUCGAGGAUCUAUCAAAUCUGCACCCAAAGCAUAUUCUAGAAGUCACCGAUUUAAACCAUUUGAUCCUGGUAGACACGGCGCACCAAAAUCUACACUACAUCGACCUUUUACAGGCGAUCGUCAAAAAAUCGAUGGUCUCAAACGCUACCACUAUGCAUUUGACAGUUCCCAUGAAUGGACUAUUCCACACUAUGGACAGGUUAAAUUCACAGAUCACUCUCCAAUGGUGUUUUCUGCUAUUCGCGACUACUUUGGGUAUUCCCUUGCUGAGCUUGAAAUGGAUCUGACUGCUCCACUUUCUAUGAGUUCGUCUACAGGAAAGUCAGAUGCUGUGUUUCUACGAAGCAAGUCUGGCCGAUUUUUGUUCAAAUCACUUCGAGGUUCAGAAGCCGACAAUCUGAAAGCGUUUCUUCCAAGCUAUGUUUCAUUUAUUAUUGAUAAUCCCGAUACACUUCUUCCUCGGUAUCUAGGAAUGUAUACGUUUGAUCCACCAAGUCGUCGACCCAGUACCAUAUCCUAUACAAACUCUACACAUCAUGCCACCAACAGUGAUCGAAGCAGUAUAGGCUCUAUUUCAAGCAAUACUGUUUUGCUUCCUACGGCUCUACAAGGAAAAUGCACGUUUGUGAUGAUGCCCAACGUGUUUGACACAAUGCUGCCUAUUGAUUUCAAAUACGACUUCAAGGGAUCAACUGUUGGACGUCAAACUCUUAGACGUGAUGAGCUGUUGGAAUUGUUCAAUCAUGAAAAAUCCAUCCAUCAUGACCAGCAAAAUUAUGGCUUAAAUCCCAACACUGGUGUUCAUUCAAAGAAAUUGGUGCAAUCAAAGGAAAUUACAUUCAAAGAACUUGAUUUCAGUAGAUUGCUUGGAGAAGGAAUUGUCAAUCUGAUUCAUUUGGGGGCUGAGCGUCGCGACUGGCUUGUGGAUCGUUUAACCAAGGACACUGCAUUAUUGAAGCGACACGAAUUUAUGGAUUAUAGUCUGUUAAUUGGUGUUCAUGUCUAUUUAAACGAUCCUAUCCCCCAUGCCUGUGCUACGGGCGUUCCUAUUCUUUCCGAUUCCAAUAGUGCGGCAGCAGGCAUGUCCAUAUCACCUGCAGUUUCAAUACUAAGCAGUACAGUAUCUCAAUUGAAUGGUUCAAAAGCAGGAUCCAAACCAACCCAACCGUAUCUUUCAGCAUUUCAAACCAUUGCAAACUUAGUUCGAGGCACUUCACCUGAAAUUUCAAGCAUGUCUGCAUCUCCAUCUGGUCAGUGCAGUAUUUCUAUUGGCGAUACAGAUGAUGAUGAUGAACAUCCGAGUCAAAAAUUUAAUGAGCAUGUGCAUUCAAAAUAUGAGCAGCCAUUUACAUCCAUGAAUGAGCCAUACCCAUAUGCAACGCAUUCAUGCAAGCCACCGCAAACUCAUUGCAACACUAUAACACAUACAGAUUUCCACGGAGGUAUGAGAUCUGUUGGGCAAGAUGAAGUCUAUUACUUUGGGCUUAUUGAUGCAUUGCAAAAAUACAAUUAUUUCAAAUGGGUGGAGCGUAAUCUUAAAAAACAGACUAGCCAAAUCAUUCAUGGUCCAACUGCCUUGACAUCAAUGUUUUCUGGAUCGUCCUCUAUGAAUGGAGGAAACUUUAAAGGGCCGUCAUUAAAUGUCAUGACUACACCACCCACGUCGCCUUCACCAUUGACUGGCACUUCACAGAAUGGAUCCCUUGCUCCACCACUGGAUAGAGUCUACAAAUCAUCUGGUCAUACGCGAUCUCGUAGUGCUACCAUGUUGAGCCGACAUGUGUCGCCCUACCUAAAAAGUAAAACUGAUGCCAGUGUAAAUCCAGGAUCACUCACAGUUCCAGGAAAGUCGUCUUCAAAUACUGGAUAUUAUGAAGCACUGACAUCACCAACAAAAAUUAAAAACCAUGAGUUUCCGCUCAGUCCACCCCAAUUGGAUACACAACACCUUGCUGCAUUUCCAGCCAAAAAACGGCAUUCGAUUUCACUUAAAGACGUGCCUGAACAACCAGAAAGUGAUGAUGCAGGUCAUAUCGAAGAAAAAAACUCGACAUCACAAUCCAUUGAUGAUCACACUUUAUCCUCACGGCCGGCUGCUUUAAACGAAGAGACUAUACCCAUGUUUCAAAAUCGACAUAUUACAUUCCCGGCUGUUACUACUUUGACCACCAUGCCGGAAAACAGUGUCGAAGAACCUGGUCGAUAUGCAUCUCGUCUUGUUGAUUUUAUUGGCGGAAUUGUCGUAUAA
Batrachochytrium dendrobatidis JAM81 is the source of this 3309-nucleotide messenger RNA. RefSeq lists its product as uncharacterized. The record is from RefSeq and is a predicted model, not a curated record. NCBI's taxonomy places the organism in Eukaryota, Fungi, Chytridiomycota, Chytridiomycetes, Rhizophydiales. The coding region runs from base 1 to 3309 and encodes 1102 amino acids. Gene Ontology annotation, cellular component: plasma membrane. The transcript has 2 exons. Gene Ontology annotation, biological process: phosphatidylinositol phosphate biosynthetic process. Gene Ontology annotation, molecular function: 1-phosphatidylinositol-4-phosphate 5-kinase activity.